Gaeumannomyces tritici R3-111a-1 is the source of this 2663-nucleotide messenger RNA. RefSeq names its product long-chain base protein 3. Bases 462 to 2321 code for a protein of 619 amino acids. The transcript is spliced from 4 exons. Gene Ontology annotation, cellular component: endoplasmic reticulum membrane. Gene Ontology annotation, molecular function: sphingosine-1-phosphate phosphatase activity. Lineage: Eukaryota; Fungi; Ascomycota; Sordariomycetes; Magnaporthales; Magnaporthaceae. The record is from RefSeq and is a predicted model, not a curated record.
CGCCCCUCUCAAACAGACCAAACAGAUUCGGGUUGCGGGAGCACCCAAGAAAUAACCGGGGCGACUGCGAAGUGGGUGACGUUGCGAUUGAGAAGUUCAAUGUUGACGGAUUUUUUUCUAUUCUGCCUGCGGCAGGGCGCAACGUCGCAGUUGCCGGAAUUCAAUUGCGCUUCAAUUUGCUUUGCUGUGUUGCGGCCUCAUCUCGACUAGGUCUGAUCUUUCUUUGUCCAAUACAUUGAACGUGGAAUUGAACCCCAAGGCUGCCAAAAUCAAGAGAGACGGGCCCUCGCCGAGUCUCAACUGUCGCACGACCUCGACUCGGCAGGCCCCUCCCACACCCUCGCGGGGCCCAACGACUGACGAACCGCAGGCGCGUUGCGGCGCCAUCCGCUGCCUUCUUCCCUCUGCUUCUCUUCGCUCUCGGACUCACGAGCUUGGAUGCCUGCCAAGUCGGCGCCGACAUGAAUUCGACAGCCCGCGGCUCGAGCCCCGGCUCGCAGCUGCUACCCAAGAAGAACACCAAGAAGGCCCCCAACGGCUCUGCCCACCCCCAGCCACCGCGCCCGGCAGUGCUGGUGACUUCCGCCGACGGGUCCGCCGGCGCCGCCGGCGCCGCCACUCAUGGCGACUACGCCCAUGCGCACGGCAAGGGCGACGGCGCCGACGUGAUCGACGCCGGACUCAAGAGCUUGCACCACUACAAGCGCGCGCUCCCCCAAUGGAGGUACUCGCUGCGACAAAAGAUGCUGCCCCUCGUGCGGUGGGAGACGCCGUACCUGGCCUGGAUGCAGAGCAAGAUGCGCACGCCCGCCCUCGACAGCUACUUCGCCAUCACGGCCAACCUGGGCACCCACACCUUCUUCAUGAUCGGCCUGCCCAUCAUGUUCUGGUGCGGCUUCAAGGAGUUUGGCCAGUCGCUCAUCCACAUCCUCGGCUCCGGCGUCUUCCUGACCGGCUUCCUCAAGGACAUGCUCUCGCUACCCCGGCCGCUCUCGCCGCCGCUGCACCGCAUCACCAUGUCGGGCUCCGCCGCGCUCGAGUACGGCUUCCCGUCGACGCACUCUGCCAACGCCGUUUCGGUCACCGUCCUGGCCAUCCUGAUGCUCCACGACCCCAGCAACACGCUCGCGCCCCGCACCAAGCUGUUCCUUGAGGGGCUGAGCUACUUCUACGCUGCCUCCAUCGUCCUCGGCCGCCUAUACUGCGGCAUGCACGGCUUCCUCGACGUCAUCGUCGGCUCCGCCAUGGGCGCCGCCAUCUCGUGCGUCGAGUUCUACUUCGGGCCCGUCUUGACCGCCUACAUGCACGAGAGUACCUGGCGCGCGCCCCUGGUACUCGCGCUCGUCAUCGUCGUCCUCGUCCGAAUCCACCCCGAGCCCGCCGACGACUGCCCUUGCUUCGACGACAGCGUCGCCUUCGCCGGCGUCAUGAUCGGCGUCGACGCCGGCUCGUGGCACUACGGCCGCUCCGCCUUCGCCUGGCCGGCCGCGCACCCCUUCCCGCUGGCGGACCUGGGCUGGCCCACGGUGGCGGCGCGGCUGGUGUCGGGCAUCUUCGUCAUCUUCGCCUGGCGCGAGGCCAUGAAGCCCGCCCUCCUCAAGGCCCUCCCCUCCCUGUUCCGCGCCAUCGAGGACCGGGGCCUGUCGCUGCCGCGGCGCUUCUUCAUGCGCGCGAGCGAGUACAAGAACAUACCGGACCUGCUCCGCCUGCGCACAGACACGGUCCUGCCCGCCAUCAGCGAGCUGCCCGACAUUAUGCGCAACAUCCGGCGCGUGGGCGGCCGGCGCGGGCGCAGCGUUAGCAUCGGCCCGCAGAGCGCGGCCGACGCCUACGAGACGCUGGCGUACCGCGAGCGCAGGCGCCGCGAGAGCAUCGGCAGCAACGCGAGCCUGGGCAGCAAGCCGAGCCUGCGCGACCUACGCGAGGAGGCCGCCAGCGACGGCGGCGACGGCGCCGUCGCGGCCUACACCUCGGGCCGCCAGCAGAGCCCCGUCCCGACGUCCCCCACCGGCCACGGCCACGCCUUGCGCAGCGGCGGUACGCUGGCCGAGUACGAGUCCAUGAUGGGCCAGGGGACCGUGGUACUCAGCCCCACGGCCGACGAUGGCGACGACGAGCCCGACAUGUUUGUCGCGCAUCAGGACGAGCUGGGCGACAUGGAGAUGUUUGAGAGGCUCGUCAAGCCACGCGUGAGGUACGACGUCGAGGUGGUCACCAAGCUGAUUGUCUACUGCGGCAUCGCAUGGCUCAGCGUUGAGGGCAUACCGCUCUUGUUUGAGUUUAUAGGGCUCGGCGUCGAGCACCUGCGCCCGUCGAGGUGACGAACCGGGUCUUCUUUGUUUUGCUUUUUGUGUUAUGCUCUCCUUGUUGAUGUUGCUAUUCCUGUCACGAACGAACCAUGUCCACCCCCUCCUAAUAAUGUCCCAUCUCCGCCAUCACGCCCUCCCAUAUUAUCUUUUUAACCUUGAGUUUGUUGUUUCUCUUCCGGCUCUCGUCUGCCUGGAAGGCAAUGACACCGAGAGCUGGGGUCUUGCUUGUUGCCCGUUCCUACAUGGGUGCAUUAUGUAUCUCUUUUCUUCUUUUACUUUUUAAUGAAUAUAAUUCACCUCAACCAGUGCCACUUUGCGAGCCCCAGGUCAAUGAUUGAGGUGUGUCGUUUCCGU